AGUCCCUGCAUGAACAUGGACAUCGCAACAGUAAAUGCUCUCCCUUAUGAGGAUUUUGUGGAUAUUCUGGGCAAUGUGGUGGAGAAGUGUCCCAUAAUAACAGCUGCUGUGUGGUCGGGGCAUCCCUUCCUGAGCCUGGCUGCUUUGGAGGCUGCAAUCAGUGAAUUCAUCGAUGCUCUCCCAGAAUCAGGUAAAGAGGGGAUCCUCAGGUGUCACCCAGAUCUCGCGGGAAGAGACCUCCAGAGCGGCUCGUUGACCCGGGAGUCCCACGAGGAGCAGGCAGGGUCCGGGAUGGGUGCUCUGAACUCGGGGGAAGCCUCGCGCAUGGCCCGGCUCAACCAGGAGUACAAGGAGCGCUUCGGGUUCCCGUUUGUGAUCUGCGCCCGGAUGCACGACAAGGAGAACAUUUUACGACAGUUGUCCGCGCGGUGCCAGAACGAGCGAGCGGUGGAGAGGGCGCGCGGCAUCGAGGAGGUGAAGAAGAUAUGUCACCUUCGUCUGCAAAGCCUCGUGCUCACUGACAACAAGUUAUGAACUUUUACUGGAGUUUAUAUUGGAUUAGUGCCAGUGUGACCCGGAUGUAAAGACUGCCAUUGUUCCCACGCCUGAUAGGCUUUGUGAUAACUUUAUUCCAAAUGUGUGUUAAUCAUACUGUACAAUGAAUUCUUUAAACAAUAACAUAUAUGCAUCGUUGAUUCUAAUUUAUCAAUUUACAUUAUAUAACCUAUAUACAAGUGGAUAAUAUGGCAAAUACAGUCAUAUUACGCAUAUAUACAUUCAUAAACUCAAUGUAUAAACUCACAUGUUUGAGGUGUAACAUUUGAUUCGACCAUUUUACAGUUUGUGCAUGCUGAAUCCAUGCCUGUUGAAGGGGAAAUAAAUGUAGUCCUUGCAUGUGGUUGUCUCAGCAUGCACCGUGGUUCCCAAAACUGAAAGGAAUGUCCAUUGAUAGACCAAAAGGAGGUGAAGUUAAGGGGUCCGGAAAAAUUGGCACUUAAUUGAAAUGACUUUACUCGAAUUGAGACUUUAAGGCUUCACUCUCAAUUAUGAAUAUAGUAUUCCUAAAAAUAUAAAAACCUCUCAAAUUCUUGUUAGGUUUACAUUGAAACACACUCAGAUGUCCCAGUAGGUUAAGUCUUUUAGGCUUUACUCUCAUUUGGGAUUCUUAUAUUCCUAAAAUCAAAUUGCAUACCUAAAAAUCUGUAUUUGAAGACUUCCAUU
This is a messenger RNA of Trematomus bernacchii (emerald rockcod), 1221 nucleotides long. It is a transcript of the gene urad, whose product is annotated as ureidoimidazoline (2-oxo-4-hydroxy-4-carboxy-5-) decarboxylase. The transcript has 2 exons. NCBI's taxonomy places the organism in Eukaryota, Metazoa, Chordata, Actinopteri, Perciformes, Nototheniidae. Bases 10 to 534 code for a protein of 174 amino acids. The record is from RefSeq and is a predicted model, not a curated record. Gene Ontology annotation, molecular function: carboxy-lyase activity. Gene Ontology annotation, biological process: allantoin metabolic process.